This is a messenger RNA of Herpailurus yagouaroundi (jaguarundi), 354 nucleotides long. Its product is annotated as cytochrome c oxidase assembly factor 1 homolog. Gene Ontology annotation, biological process: mitochondrial respiratory chain complex I assembly; mitochondrial respiratory chain complex IV assembly. The transcript has a single exon. Lineage: Eukaryota; Metazoa; Chordata; Mammalia; Carnivora; Felidae. Bases 1 to 354 code for a protein of 117 amino acids. The record is from RefSeq and is a predicted model, not a curated record. Gene Ontology annotation, cellular component: mitochondrial inner membrane.
AUGCCAUUGCCUCUGGGGAAAUGGGUCCUUUUUUCCAGUGUAGUGGUCAGUGGGAGCUGUGCCCUUACAUAUUACCUUAUACAAAAAGCUUUUUCCAGGGCUUCCUAUUACGAGCUGGUAUUGGAGCCGCUGCACAGCCACCCUGAGUCCCUGGAAGCUCUGUGCACUCCUCUCAACAUCCACUAUCUACACCUCACUGACAAGUACAACUUUGUGGAUAUUGCCAGUACCCAGUUGAAGAUUCCUGUCUCUGGAUUCAAGUCAGAGGGCCAUCUCUAUGUCAGCUCAUCCAGAGAUGCCCCUUUUCAGAGAUGGCACCCUCAGGAUGUCUUCUUAAAUCUUAAGGAUGGUUAG